Serinus canaria (Common canary) is the source of this 1714-nucleotide messenger RNA. It is a transcript of the gene GTF2B, whose product is annotated as general transcription factor IIB. Gene Ontology annotation, cellular component: transcription preinitiation complex; nucleus. The record is from RefSeq and is a predicted model, not a curated record. Bases 759 to 1616 code for a protein of 285 amino acids. The transcript has 7 exons. Gene Ontology annotation, molecular function: TBP-class protein binding; RNA polymerase II general transcription initiation factor activity. Lineage: Eukaryota; Metazoa; Chordata; Aves; Passeriformes; Fringillidae. Gene Ontology annotation, biological process: transcription initiation at RNA polymerase II promoter; transcription preinitiation complex assembly.
GCCUCUGCGUCUUCUUGUCGCUAUUGCUGGGCAGCGCUCCGAGGAGACGCCGAGGCUUUUGGGGGAUUGAUGUCCUCUGUGCGGAGCUCCUCGUCAGCCACAGCUCGAUGCGAACGGCUACUCGGCCUGGUCUGUCCCCUGAGCGCGGCUGUGGCCUGGCCGGGCUGGGCCGUGCUCUGCGGGCCUGAGGUGGUACCGAGCUCGUCCCACCGUGUCCCGCAGCCGGGCACCGACAGGUGCGGCCCCCGGGUCCCUCGUGCUCAGCGCUGCCUUGGGCCGAGGUGCAGCUCCCUGGCCUGGCUCCACCUUAUCGGGGCCUGGAAACUGCUUUUAGGCUCCCACCCUAAAUCCGUACCGGCACUAGUCAGCGAGCAGACGGGUUUCGGGUUCUGAAUUCUGUCCUGGAGACAUACCGAAUUUUUCUUUCUAGUCUGAAAGCCCACGGAACACACUGAAGUAACUCUGUAACUCCUGAUAAACCUGUCCUAGGAUCUAGGAAGUGCUUCCGAGUAGUCUUGCUGCAACUCGGGAGUUAUUUGCCGAGAUGGGCCUUUACACGUGCCAUGCAUUUUCCUUGGCUUAGUAAAUGAAACCUAUUGCAAGGAGUACGGCGUAUAUGUGUAGGAAGAUAAACCGAGUUAAAUUGGGAUGGGAAGACAAAUUUUGGCAAUGUUUUAUGAAGUUUGGAUGUACUUCCGAGGGUGACUUGCCCAAAUCAUCCAGAUUCCAUUUUAGUGGAGGACUACAGAGCUGGUGAUAUGAUUUGUUCUGAGUGUGGGCUAGUAGUAGGUGACCGGGUCAUAGACGUGGGCUCGGAGUGGAGAACGUUCAGCAACGACAAAGCAACCAAAGACCCAUCUCGAGUUGGGGAUACCCAGAAUCCUUUGCUCAGUGAUGGCGACUUGAGUACAAUGAUUGGCAAGGGCACAGGUGCAGCAAGUUUUGAUGAAUUUGGGAAUUCAAAGUACCAAAAUCGCAGAACUAUGAGCAGCUCUGAUCGUGCGAUGAUGAAUGCUUUUAAAGAGAUUACGAACAUGGCAGACAGAAUCAACCUCCCUAGAAAUAUAGUUGAUCGAACAAAUAAUUUAUUCAAGCAAGUGUAUGAGCAAAAGAGCCUGAAGGGGAGAAGUAAUGAUGCUAUUGCUUCUGCUUGUCUCUACAUAGCCUGUAGGCAAGAGGGUGUUCCAAGAACUUUUAAAGAAAUAUGUGCAGUGUCCAGGAUUUCAAAGAAAGAAAUAGGCCGGUGCUUUAAACUUAUUUUGAAAGCUCUGGAAACAAGCGUUGAUUUGAUUACAACUGGAGACUUCAUGUCACGAUUCUGUUCUAAUCUGGGUCUUCCCAAACAAGUACAAAUGGCAGCAACACACAUUGCCCGUAAAGCUGUGGAAUUAGAUUUGGUUCCUGGAAGAAGCCCUAUCUCUGUAGCAGCUGCAGCUAUUUAUAUGGCAUCACAGGCUUCUUCAGAGAAAAGGACACAAAAAGAAAUUGGUGAUAUUGCUGGUGUGGCUGAUGUUACGAUUAGACAGUCAUACAGGCUGAUCUAUCCUCGAGCUCCAGAUCUUUUCCCAGCAGACUUCAAGUUUGAUACCCCAGUAGACAAACUACCACAACUGUGAGAUUGCAGAGGGUUAAUUUCUGUUGACCCCCCCCCCAAAAACCCAACAAAAACAAACUCUUUAUUUUUGCCUAUAAUAAAGGAUGUACAAAGUGUUAA